Molecule: messenger RNA, 1183 nt
Organism: Pelobates fuscus (common spadefoot toad)
Lineage: Eukaryota; Metazoa; Chordata; Amphibia; Anura; Pelobatidae
Gene: ERCC1
Product: ERCC excision repair 1, endonuclease non-catalytic subunit
Exons: 10
Coding region: 100-972 (290 amino acids)
Biological process (GO): UV-damage excision repair; mitotic recombination
Cellular component (GO): nucleus; nucleotide-excision repair factor 1 complex; ERCC4-ERCC1 complex
Molecular function (GO): damaged DNA binding; single-stranded DNA binding
Source: RefSeq, a predicted model, not a curated record
GACGACAAAGCAGUGCGACGAGAAACCGAGCAGGGAGACCUUCCAGGAUGAUAGUGACAGCUCUAUAGAUAUUGGUUUUAAGGCAAUUUAAAGUAAAAAAUGGAAGAUCAAAAAUCCACAGAGGAGAAAGCAAAGAAUUUUAUAAUCCCUUCCCAGUUGCCAGAAUUAUCCCAGGUACGCCCCCUUUUCCAGACGACAUCAGUAGAACAUUUAGCCCCAGUGGCAACAUGUGGAACCUACGCUGAUUACAUUGUCCAGCAACAGCCCAAGAUUCAAGAAAACACUGGAAUCAAGGUUGCUGCUAGAGAAAAUACGGCAUUGUCGACAGGACAAGAAGCUAUUGCAUCUACAAGUCCAGGAGGAGGAAGGAGCUGUAUUGUAGUCAGUACGCGACAGAGAGGAAACCCUCUCCUUAAACAUCUACGAAAUGUACCCUGGGAGUUUGGAGACAUUGUGCCAGAUUACCUGCUAGGAGACUCAAGUUGUGCACUAUUCCUGAGCUUAAGAUAUCACAAUUUAAACCCUGAAUACAUACAUUCUCGCCUUCGAUCUCUUGGACAGUGCUUUGCCCUUCGUGUGCUUAUGGUACAGGUGGAUGUGAAAGACCCCCAUUUCUCAUUAAAAGAGUUGGCGAAGAUCUGUAUUCUAUCUGACUGCACUUUAAUACUGAGCUGGAGUCCAGAGGAAGCAGCACGCUACUUGGAAACAUAUAAAUGCUAUGAGCAGAAGCCAGCCGAUGUACUGAAAGAGAAAACAGAGAGGGACUUCAUAUCUAGGAUGACAGACUGCCUCACUACUGUGAAAUCUGUGAACAAAUCAGAUAGUGGAACUUUGUUUACCACCUUUGGGACAUUAGCCGAUAUUGCAAACUCAUCCCGAGAAGACCUCUCCCUUUGUCCAGGACUUGGGCCACAAAAAGCUAAGAGACUGUAUGACACACUACAUGAACCAUUUCUAAAAUCUUGCAAGUAAACAAAGGCAUGAAGUCUCCAGGAUCUGAGAAAGUGGACUUUCAGUUAACAGCUCAUCAAAGCAAUUUAUUGAAACCUCUCAAACAAUCUUGCAUAUAAUUAUGAGGACUACAGCCGAACACCACCUGGAGAGAGCUGCAAUUUGCUUCUCUAAUGUAUAGUUUUGUAAAUUAUUUUCUUACAAUUUUUAUUAAAACCAUUUAAUAUGCAAA